This is a messenger RNA of Vespa crabro (European hornet), 5652 nucleotides long. It is a transcript of the gene Tusp, whose product is annotated as tubby-related protein 4. The record is from RefSeq and is a predicted model, not a curated record. The transcript has 16 exons. Gene Ontology annotation, molecular function: protein binding. NCBI's taxonomy places the organism in Eukaryota, Metazoa, Arthropoda, Insecta, Hymenoptera, Vespidae. The coding region runs from base 770 to 4675 and encodes 1301 amino acids.
GUGGUGGUGGUGGUGCCAGUGGUGGUGGAGGAUACGAAGUCUCGUGCGUUUAGAGCUCGAGCUUUCUCAGUCGGACGUGUAAACUCGCGUCGAAAGCUUCCAUCGAAAGCUUCGUGAUAUAAGAACGUCAAGAUUUUACUAUAUAUUAUCGUUUCUUUUUUUGUUUUAUCAUCUCCCCUUCCCUCCGGCCUUGGCCCCCUCCACGAAGACUUUUAAAACGGUCUCUCUUUCUCUCUCUCUCUCUCUCUCACUUUCUCUGUUUUUGUCUCUGUCUGUGUCUCUGUUUCUUUCUUUCUCUUUCCCUUUCUCAUUCUCAUUCUCUCUCAUUCUCUCUCAUUCUCUUUCAUUCUCUCUCUCUCUCUCUCUCUCUCUCUCUCUCUCUCUCUUUCGUAUUCUCAUAAUUCGCGCCUAAAUCGAAUCGUCUAUUGAUAUUUAUAGGGAUAAAGAGAGAAAUGUAUAGAUAGAUAGUAAGAGGUAAAACGGAAAGGCGGAGGUUCCAGCCGGCAAAAUGGCGGCAGGUGAAAUUUAUAUAUAUACAACAUAAAAAAGAAAGAGAGAGAAAUAGAGGGAAAGAAAAUUCGAGUUGCCCGUUUCCUGGGUGACCAUACGAGAUUAUCGAUCGCGGAUCCUUGAACGGUCAUGAGAGGAGGAAGCUCGAUUUUACAUUGGACUAGCGUGUCCAUCGCUGUUAGAUCAAAGUGGUCGAAGUCAAGGAUCGUUUUUGGUGUUAAUAUCGUUUGACGAACUGAAGAGAGGAAUCUAAACGAUCAUGCAUCUUCAUUUUGAGAAGAAUAACAACGCCAAGUGCGACUGUAAUAUACUCUCGCUCAGCUGGAUGGGCAAAGUUCCGGACGAAUCACCUGAGGACGAAGGAUGGAAGCUCGAUCGUACAAAUUACUAUCAGGAGGGUUGGUUAGCUACCGGGAAUGCUCGUGGUCUAGUAGGAGUGACAUUUACCACUUCACACUGUCGUACCAGAGCAGCGGAACUUCCUUUACGAGCAAACUACAACCUCCGUGGUCAUCGUAGCGAAGAUGGUUUCGUAUUGGUCGGCAGUGUUGGUGGACAAAGAUAUUGGUCGUCUAUGUUAAAUGACAAAGCUACGAUAACUUGCGGAAUUUGGACACCGGAUGAUCAACAGGUUUAUUUUGGAACAACGGCUGGACAAUUGAUAGUGAUGGAUGUGCAUGGUGCAAUGGUAUCGGAGGUACAAUUGGCAGCGGGUGUUACCUCGAUGGCUUGGAGUGCCGAAAAAUUUACGAUGGAGGAAGGUGACGAAGAUGUUACAAGCGAUAGAUCAAGAAGGGACGAACGUAAUUACAUAUUAGCUGUUUGCCUUGCCGAUGGUAACAUAGUUAUGCUUCGUUCCUUCGACGACGUAUCACCAAUAACUGUACGUACAAAUUUAAAAACACCUUUACACGCAGAAUGGAGUAAUUCAAGAAAGUUAUUAGCUAUUGCGGGAACGAAGGAUUCGGAUUCUCUUCCUCAAAAUAAUUCAUUAGAAUAUACGAACCUAUUAAAGUUCUAUUCGGUUAACGGUACCCUCGUUUACACAACAGUAAUUCCAUACACGCAGUGCCCUGUAUCGGCGUUAACCUGGGGUCAUAACGACAGAAGACUCUUCGUAGCCACUGGUGCAAGAGUACAUGCGGCAUGGGUCUCCAGGAGGGUCGGUUCAUUGCAGUUGCUAUCUAGAUUAGCAGUGAGGGCAGCCCUCACAAGAGAAUCCAGUGUCCAACAACUUCCGUUACCAUCUAGAUUAAGAGCAUCGGUAGCUGCAUUGUUUGCUAGUACGAUACGGUGUCCAGUACCAGAGCCAAGAGAAUUAAGACGUUUUGUAUCCAGGCCACCAGCUGGAAGUGGAAGAUUACAUUGUACAAUGCUUAGACAUGCCGUAGAACCUAUACCUUGUUAUACAUUAUAUUUAGAAUAUUUAGGUGGUUUGGUACCAUUAUUAAAAGGUCGAAGAACCAGUAAAAUCAGGCCAGAGUUUGUAAUAUUCGAUCCCCAGAGUCAAGAUACUUUACAAUUAUUCGACGAUGUAUCACAAUGUCCUUCCUUCAGUGAUGGUUCUGAUACAGAAAGAGAUACCGCAGAUUUAUGUGGUUCCCCAAGAAAUCGUCGAAAAAAUAGAAGAAAGAAGGAAGAAAAGGGCUCAGAGGAAACUGAUGAUCUCACUUACGUCGACACUUUGCCCGAGCACGCUAGAUUGGUCGAAGUAACGUCAAAUAUUUGGGGCACGAAAUUUAAAUUCCACGGCUUGGCAGAUUCUGUACCAGCUAACUUAGGUCAAGUUACUUAUCGAACAUCAUUGUUACAUUUGCAACCAAGGCAAAUGACACUGGUGAUGACGGAAUUGAGAGAUGAUUUACCUGCAGGUCCAGAUCCAAGUUUCAACCCUAAUUUAUUUUCCGAAGACGAGGAGGAAACAUUUCAGGAUCUUCAGGGAACUUCUAGAGCAACCUCGGAGACUCAGCCACCUCCGAUAGCUCCUAUGACGCCGCGAAACGCACGACUGAAUCCAAAUCGUCCAAAGUCACAAAUCUCAAAUCAAUUUUUAACCACAGAAGCCUUACCUGCCUCUUUGGCACGCGUCGAAAAUUAUGAAAACGAAUUCCCAUAUGUAGAUCUUCAAGAGAUGACGAAUUUGUAUGAGAAUAUAAGAAGCGCACCUACGAAUACUUAUCGUACACCACCUAGGCACAAUCCACCUAGAUGUUGCGACGUUCCAGCUUUGCAAUCGCCUAAAAAUGCAGUCGCGCCGACACAAACUUUAAUAGCUACGUCGAAUACAAGUACCGAUUAUUCGAGUAAUAUUCAAAGAGUUAAAACGGCAUUGGCCGAUCAACAAAAUACCGGUAUGGUUACGAAAAAGGAACUCGAAAAUAAUAAGCUCAAUCAGAUAUCUCAAGAGGACAAAUCUAGUCUAAAUUCUGGUUCGUCCAACAUCAUUCCAACGUCCAUGCAUAACGGGCAGAUACCAUUAGCCGAAGCAUCGAGCUCGCAAAACUCCAUAUUAAAUAAUUUGGAUGGUGGUAACGAUUGUUCCCAAUCACAAAUGAUUUAUAUGAAUGGCUUGAACAUCAUGACGUCAUGUUCGAGUAACGUCCUAAACUCAAAUCACUCGAACAACGUGCAACAAAGCUGCCACGGUUUCUUACAUCCAAGGAACAAUCAAAAUAAUGGGACUAACUUGAGCAUAAGCCCAUCGCAAAGUAAUUUAAAUCCAUUUUCAAAACAUAAUAAUGGCUCGAACGGUUCGUCCAGUUUAUUACUUCCGUCUACGUGUUCCUAUCAAUUAUCAGAUAAUUCUGAUCACGAACAAUCGACUUCAUGUUCGCCGUGUAAUUUGAAACAACAAAAGGAAAUGAAAUCUCAGGGUAGUUAUGGAAAAAUCAAUGUUUCUAAUCAAUCGAACGGAAAGACAGAAGAGCUUCGUUUUAUCGACGAAGAGAGUAAAGCCGAGGCUGACAUUGAACAAUUUCGUGGUGUUCAUAGGACACCAACGGUCGUUAGUAUCGGUCCACUUUGUUCAAAUGAUUCAAUAGUAAGAAGUUGUAGCGUUGGAUAUUUAGAUCUGGUAGACGUUCAUCAGUUGGUUCCUUGCGAUGUUGCCUUGAAAAUGUUGAGAAAGGAAGCGCCUAACAAGAGAUUGGUAUUGGUUUCGAGAAAAACAAAAAGAAGGAAAAAGAAUAGACCACAGCACGACAUUGGACAACAAAAUAGUAAACCACCAAGACUUCGUAAUUGUGGUAAAUCGAAGAGUUUAGACUCCAGUGAUAUAUUCCCUAGUAACGAACUUAUAACUACACCUCCUAAAUUGCCUGAACACCUUGAGGAAGCAUCGAACAUUGUUAAUAAUUCUGAAAUUGUAACGGAGGAGAAGUGCAGUGAUUUGAAUAUAGUAGUAUUAGGGGAGAUUAACAACGAUACCGUGAUGGAACGUCAAAAAAAGAUACUUCAUGGUAACGAUGAAACUUACGUUGAGAAACCAUGUCGAUUGGAAACUUGUGUGUCUCCUGUUAGGGGUUCCAGUCCAAGUGGUUCUUUGGCAUCAUCAUUGGACGGUCUUGCCGCAAGACUCAAAGAUUUCGAUGAGAGUCAUUCCUUACCACCCCCAUCACCUCGUCCAUCCUCAAGUUGUAGACUGCCAAGAAGUUCACCAAGCAGUCCGGCACCCUCGAAGAAAGGAAAAAGACCAGCUUCGGCUUCGCCAAUCAGAAGGAGACUAUUAUCGAGUCCUUUGUUAAACAGGCGAACGCGAAAAAGUCGUGGCGAGAGUUCCGAUGAGGAAGGAUUAAUACAGGACGACUCGUCAUCGAAUUAUCGCGACUUGGAAACCUUUCAGAAAGCACAGCUACGUCAGAAAUUGAAACAAAGGGGUGCUGGAAUGUCUAAUGGUCAUAAUAAACAGGAGACAACUAGACGAGAACUUGUGAUGCACAAUAAAGCACCAAUGUGGAACGAAGCUAGUCAGGUUUAUCAGCUUGAUUUUGGUGGUAGAGUAACACAAGAAAGUGCUAAGAAUUUUCAAAUUGAAUUUAGAGGGAAACAGGUGAUGCAAUUUGGCCGGAUAGAUGGAAAUGCCUACACGUUGGAUUUUCAAUACCCUUUCAGUGCAUUGCAAGCUUUUGCUGUUGCCUUGGCAAAUGUUACGCAAAGGCUCAAGUAACCGUCACUCCCCAGUACCUCGUUCGAUAUAUAUCUCUACGAAAUUUGGAGUAUGAAUAUUAACGACGAGAUGAAAAAGACUUACGUGUAAGCAAGGCACACACCCACGUGUCUUUCGAUUAUAAAUGAUUUAAUAGUCAUCGUCUAGAGAAGGAAGUAUGUGUAAUUAACAAAAAAAGAACAAAAAUGUCGGAACGUGUCGUCUUGGAGUUUCUCCAAAGAGAAGAAAAAAGAAAUAAAAAAAAAAAAAAAAAAAAAAAAACAAUAAAGAAGUAAAAAGAAAAUAGAAAAGAAAAGAAAGAAGAAAAAAAUAUUGCAGAAGAAAAGUGCACAAGACCUUUAUGCGUUUUCGCAAUGAAAAAUUUUUCGUGUGUUGUCUGUAAAAGAUAGAAUGAAUGUGAAUGAAAGAGAGAAAGAAAGAAAGAAAGAGAAAGAGAAAGAGAAAGAGAGAGAGAGAGAGAGAGAGAGCAAAAAAUUCUCCACUUCCGUUGAUCAAUGUUAAACACAUCAGAGAAAUUACAAGCGAUUUAAAUUUGUGUGGAACACAAAAGAAAUUUUUUUGAUAAUUGUAUGGUAAUAUUUCGUUAUAUACAUACAUACAUAACGUAUAUAUAUAUAUACAUAUAUAUAUAUAUAUAUAUAUAUAUAUAUAUAUAUAUAAUAUAUGUAUAUAUAUGUAAACGUUUCUUCGUCGUACCGUCCAAAAAAUAAUUUCGUUUCUCCCAACUUCGAGAGCUCAUUUUUGUAUAGUUUAUGCGACACGUUGGAGUAUAGUAAAAUACUGUUGAAAGUUUCAACUCUCGUUCAUUUUUGGCGGUCCGCCGAAUACACGCACACAUACACACAAACACGCACGCACGCACGCACACACACACACAUAUACAUACAUAUACAUAAAAAAAGAGAGAGAGAGAGAGAGAGAGAGAGAGGGAGAGAGAGAGAAAGACACGCACAUAUCUACACGCAAAUAGACACAAA